Molecule: messenger RNA, 753 nt
Organism: Pedinophyceae sp. YPF-701
Lineage: Eukaryota; Viridiplantae; Chlorophyta; Pedinophyceae
Source: the annotation of a GenBank genome assembly
AUGUCGUCCCAGCAGAUGCAGGCGGUGAAUGCGGACGCUGGCACGGCUGACGCCAACGCCACGACGCAGUACGCAGACGGAGGGCCAGUUUACUACGGCGUGCCCGCCACGCAGGUCUUCAGCGUUGACGUGGAGUGCGUGGCCACCGGCAUCACACACAACGACCGCGCCAUCGGCCAGAUAUCGCUCGUCGACCAGAACGAGUACGUCAGGCUCAACCUCUACGUCAAGCAGGACCGCCCCGUCACGUCCUACCUCACCGAACUCACCGGUCUGACCCGGAAAGUCAUCGAGACAUACGGGAUAUCCCUGGAGGAAGCGCUGGCGCAGCUGCGCCAGGAGCUGCCGAAGGACGCAGUGCUAGUGGGCUGGGGCAUCAUGCAGGACGUCAAGUGGCUGGGGCUGAAGGAGGGGCAGGACUUCAAGUCCAUGAUGGACCUCCAGGGGCUGUACAGGGUCUGGAAUCCCCAGUACGGGUCGUACACGCUGUUCAGCCAAGACCACGCCGCGCAGCACCUCCUCGGGUGGCCGGGCAACCAGGCGCACGACGCCGUGGGCGACGCCGUCAAGUCGAUCCGUCUCUACAACUGUUACAAGUACUUCGAGAGCAACCCGGACGAGUGGGAGGCCGCGCAGGCGGUGCUCCUGCAGCGCGAGCCGCACCCGUCGUUCGCCAAGCAGCACCCGACGUACGAGGGGGUGUGUAUGGGCAACAGGAAGACGUGCAAGUGCGGGGCGCCGUUCUUCACGUGA